Messenger RNA from Harmonia axyridis, 2690 nucleotides. RefSeq lists its product as uncharacterized. The coding region runs from base 922 to 1827 and encodes 301 amino acids. NCBI's taxonomy places the organism in Eukaryota, Metazoa, Arthropoda, Insecta, Coleoptera, Coccinellidae. The transcript is spliced from 9 exons. The record is from RefSeq and is a predicted model, not a curated record.
AAACUAUAUCAAUUUUAUACAUCGUUGAAGCCAAUAUUUAUUAUUUACUUGAGUCUCACCUUGUUAUUAACUCGUUAACCACUAACUUGUGAUCAAAAAGCGAUUAUUAUUGCUCUCCAUUUGACUUGUGUGAAUCAUGAAUCAACAAAGUGAUAAUCUGAUUUGUAACGUCUGCCAGAAGAGCUAUUCCAGCGUCUCGGCCAAAAAUAGGCAUUUGAGAACUGUUCAUCAUGAAGCUGUCGAGGAAAAACCAAAAAAUACUGUACAUAUACAGUGUCCCAUUUGCAAUGAGCAGGAAAAACCUUCUUUCGGAUCCCAUGACCUCCUUAUAAGCCAUUUAGAAAACAAUGGAAGAAUUUGAGACCUGGCGAGCACUUAUUAGCAGAAGUGUGGAUUAUGUUGUGAAUUCAACCCAUAUUACUCAAAGUACCAACCAAACGGAUUUAUUAAAAUUGCAACCGAAGCAACUACAGAGGUUUUGUGAGUCAAUGCAGCCAACGUAGUAUGAAAAAAGGAGGCAACAUAAGAAUAUCGGGUAUGUGUCCAUCAAGAAUUUGUGUGAAAAUUUGUGGAUCAGAAAUAACUGUUAAAUUCAUUGAAACUCAUGUCGGCCAUGGAGAUGAUCUACGUGCUAAGCACCUAACACAAAGUGAGCAACAAGAAAUGGCAAAAAAAUUGAUUGGUGGAGUUACUAAAGAAAGAAUCUUACAAGAUUCAAGAGCUAUAAGUGAUCAUCAAAUUGAGAGAAAAAAUUUACUUAACUGUGGAGAUCUUGCCUACAUUAUCAGAAAAUUUAAUAUAGAUAAAAAAAGACAUGAUAACACGACAUGAUAGCUACAGCACUGAAGGUGAAAGAAUGGAACGAUCUAGAAGAAAAUUCUGUUUUUCUAUUCAAACAGAUAGGUGAAAAUUAUCCUGCAGAUGGAGGAUUUUGCCCUAGCAUUCAUGAAUAAAAAUAUGGAAAGGAAUUUGAAAGAGUUCAGAAAAAUCACAUGGAUCGAUGGAACACGCGGAACAAAUGCAAGAAAUUGGGAUAUAACCGUUGUUUUGGUUAAGGAUGAGAAUAAUAUAGGUUUUCCCGUUUCAUUUCUAAUAUCUAAUAUGUUGGACCAGACUGUCCAAAAAAUUUUUUUUAGCUCUUUGAGGACCAGAAUUGGAGAAGACAUUGAUGCCGACUAUAUCAUGACAGAUGAUGAUAUUAAAUACUUCAAUGCUUGGUGUCAAGCAAUGGGAUCAGUUACAAAACCAAGAAAACUACUCUGUUCAUGGCACGUAAUUAAAAACUGGAACAUCCAAGGAAGAAAUAAAUUAAAAUAUCCAGAAAUCAAGAAACAAAUGAAAUAUCGGAUGAGAAAGAUAUUGAGGGAAACAGAUUGGACGACAUUUUUGAAAUUAAAGGAGGAUUAUUUCAAGGAUUUAGAAAAAGAAGGAGAAAAUGAAUUUCUGAAAUACUUAAUGAAUCAUUACUUCCAAACAGAAAAACGAAUAAAAAUGUGGUCAUACUGCCAUAGAGUUAAUACAGGAAUCAAAACAAACAUGGCCAUUGAAAGUUUGAACAAGGUUCUGAAGCACAACAAAAUGAGAGGCAAUCAAAAUAUAAGGAUUGAAAAACUACUGGACUUACUGGAAGAGUUGGUGAAUGAUAAGAUGUGGAAGAAAAUCAUAGAAACUGAAAGACCCACCGCUAAUUCAUAUCAGUCCAGAACAAAUCGAGAAGCACACUUAAAAGCAGAAAAUGAGGAUUUGGAUAAGGUGGUGUGCUUUAGAAUCAGGGGAUUUCAAAGUUCCAUCAAGUUCGUCAGACAGAGAGUACAUUGUUUCAUAUAAUGUUCAAUGUGAUGAGGAUUGUAGAAGAUUAUUUUGUUACAAGUGUCAGGUAUGUAUACAUAGAUUUAAGUGUCAAUGUACGGAGUACAGUGUUAAAACUGCUCUUUGUAAACACAUCCAUGCUGUUGCUUUGGUUGAAAAGGGAAGCGAUUCUGUUGUAGGAAAUGAAAUAGAAGAAGAAGAAGAGGACAGUAAUUUAUGUAUAUCAGAACCUUCAACAAGUAGAACUCGAUAUGAAGAUGAUGUCCAAAAUUUUAUAGCAGAAAACGAAGAAAGACAAAAUCCCAAUGUUUCAACCGAUCAGAGUAGAAAACAAGGAAUUGCAAAAGAACGAGCAAAAAUGCUAGUGGAUAUAGUUGUUGGAUAUAGUUGUAUAGAUGAUAAUUUGGAUAAGAUCGUCAGAAUAUUGGAAAAGGCUGUUAGUGAACAGACUGAAGGUGCAUCAAUCAGUAAAAAGAGGAAAAUUGAUAAGCAAUCGUAUUAUCCCAGCAAGAAGUAGUGGUGUGGAUACAUACAAAGGGUAACCAGCUGUAUCUCGACCAAUAAUUUUGAAAAUCAUUUUGAUAUGCCAGCCCAGAGAUUGACAAAGACCAUCUAAUAGAAGCUAUGAGGAAUCAAAAUCUAUAUUUUUUUAAACCAUCAAAACGAUAAAGGAAGAAUAAAUUUCAAAUAUGUAAUGUAUGCAGUUUUCCAAUUAUUGUGCUUUUUUACUUGAAUGAUUAUUUAAUUUUUAUUCAAAUUUAAAUGUGUAUUUGUGAUCUUUGUAAAUUGGUGGAAACGCCCCAGUGGUGAAGGUUUUCUUCGCUUGGUUCUUUCCUUCACAAGCUCCCUGAACCAUGCAAUUCAAAUAAAUAUUAUCAAAA